CAUCUUUAGGGUGUUAUUAAAUGUGAACAAAAACCGAAAAAGCUAUCAAUAAUCUGCAUUAGUGUUUAUUUAUGCAUUUUUUAAGUAUUUGUAAGUGUAAAGAUGAAGAUUUGUGAUUUGCAUAACAAUAGAGCCACAGCAAUAUGUGCUGAAGGCAGAGCCUCAGUAAUGGACUCAUUUUUGCAACCGCAAUUAAGAAGCCAAUUCGCUGAUGAAGUGAAACAAAAGCAGGCCAUUACAAAUCAGCUAAUCAACAAAAUUCUCUACUCCAAGCGUUUGCUUGUCGACCAUGUAGAAGCUUUGGAACAGUGUUUGCGGCAUGUAAAGCAGCCAGAUCAGACAGAUUCAAGCAGCGCCGGCACUGCUGCCAUAACCGGUGAAAAUGUCAGACACAUGAAGUCAAAUGGAGAAAUAUUUACUGCGCGCAAUACCUGCAUAUUGUUAGGUACCACCAUACUGGAACAUUUCGUUACGCCAAAAACGUUACGAUUAACAUUGGUGCCGUCAUUACUGCUGACAGCAGGAUUUAGUGCUAUUUACAUGGUUAAAAAUAUAUUUAUUUUUCGUAAUAAGAUUGUCGAGAGUGAGUUGAACAGCUUGAUACGCACAAUUGACGAAUUCGGGAAUUGCAUACGCCGCAAUAUGACUUAUUUCAAUGAAAUACUAAUUAUGAAGCAACAGGAGUUGAUCGAAUCUCGUCAAAUAGAGCGGGCCUGGGACUGCAUCACAUCCGCAAAGGAAGUCACAGAGAUAUUGUACGAUGCAACACGCAAAUUGGAAGCGCAGUAUCCCUUGCCUGCGCGCUUCUCACAGUAUUACUCACCCAUGGAGGAGUUGCGUGAAUGUGAAUAUUUCAAAAACAACGUCACCGAUUAUAGUCCAAAGCACAUCAAAGAUUUCCACAACAUAUUUGCAUAUGUGCAAUCACAAUUCUUGCUACGCCUUGCCUUUACGCUCUCAACAAAGCCUUCGAUUAGCGAGCUAAACGCUGAGUUGGUUAAAGUCGAUUGUCUUAUUCAGCAACUAGUACAGGAAGAAGAGAAUCACUUCAAAAAUUUGGCUAUUGAACUGAACAAAAAGAAGCAGCUAGAAUUAGAAGCGUUAAAUGCAACUAAGGUGAUGCAAAAUCGCAGCAGUCCCGUCGCGGUGCUGCAAGACUCUUCGCUCAAACUAAGCGCUUGCAUGGUAGCUGUUGCUGGCGAAUGCCAAGCGCUGGAUAUAACAUUGCAGCGGCUCACUGAAGCUGAAGCAGAACAAAAAGACAAUGCCAAGCAGCUACUGCAAGUAGCGAAUAAUAUGCGCACCAUCGAAAGCGCUUUAUCCGUGUGCUUUGACGACUUCCAACGGCUUAUGUUGGUAUACAAUAAAUUUUUGAAUAGCAAAUUAAACAAUCAAGAAAAAUCAACUGCGCUCGUAGACGGUGAAAAAACGGAUGCGGCCAGUGAUGAUUAUCCUGAAAGCUUUUUGCGUGUCGAAAUUUCACCAAAUCCUAAUGAUGCAGACAAGCGUGAUGACUUUUAUGCUUAUAUGUACGAUGAACAACAGGCGCAGGCUGAGAAAGAGCAACAACAAGCUGAGGCAACAGCACAAAGGGACUGCGACAUGGAGAUUCUCAACUUUGAAAAACGCAUAACCAAAGGAAAAUUUCGUCCGGUAUUAAAACAAUUGAAGGAUCGUAUUGAUCCAAUACGAAAUGAAAUGCUAGAGAAAGAACGUCAAGUACUAGCCGCCAAAGGUAUUAACGUUGAUGACUUCUUUGGCAAAAAAGAUAAUACAACGGAUUUAUUAGAGGCAGAUAAGAAAGCAGAAAAAGCAAACAACACUAAUAUGGAACAAAAUGAUGAUAGCGAUAGCGAGGGAUCAGCUGAUUUAGAGUUUCAACGCAGCAAUAAGAAAUUGAAAGAGCGUGAUAACUUUGCUGAAAUGCGCAAUUUUCUGGCACAAAAGCAAGCAAUCAAUAUAUUUAACUUGGAUGACACAGCACCAAGAACAACAAUGGGUGAUGAAGAAAUAUUGGAGAGUGAAUGUUAGGUGGGAAAUAUAUAGGGUUGGGCGUAGUGCACUAAAAUAAUUAAUGCAAUAAGCGAACAGUCAAAGCACUGAAAAAUAGUGAUAAUAAAAAACUUAUUUUAACUAUCAUUAAAAAAUUUGUGGUAGUGCAAUUUUUAUGGCAGUGCAAAAUGCGCAACCUUGGAAAUAUAUUUAGGGAGGAGUGGUGAAGGUUGCACAGUGAAACUUAAGUAACUUUGAUUUGAUUUGGCAUGACGUACAACAGUCAUAUAAAAUCAUAAUUAGGAGAUUAUUUUAAUUUGCAAUCUAUCUCAUUUUAUUAUUAUUGCUUUGUUGAUAUUUCUAAAUGUGGGCGCAUGUACGUAUAUUAGGUAACUGCAGCAGUUACUUAUUUUAGUUGUAAAUAUGUACAGUAUGCCUUUGAUUGCUGCAAAAGCAUUGAAAGCAAAACCUUAAUUAAUUGUUAUAUUUCCGAAUUAUUGCAAUAUCCAAAAAUCAUACUACUUCAAAUAUAUGGUAUUUUAAAAAAGUUUCAUUUUGCGCUAGACCUUGCACAAACGCUAGUUUACACCCACACGCAGAAAUACAAAAUUGUAAGCCUAAGAAGGGUUAAUUUUGGUGUGAGAUAAAGAGAAUGCAUAGUAAAAACACCUUUGUAGCAUAAUUUCACAAAAGGAGUUUCAUAUACGCAUUAUAAUUAAUUUAAAAAAUUGGCAGCAAACAAAAAAUUGGCAUUUAGAAAAUUGGCACCAACCAAAAAAGUGUUUAGUUCAUAUAUAUAUGUGCAUAAGUAUGUUUGUAAAUAAUUGUAUAAACCUUACCGAUUCGCUGCCACUUUAUCAUGCUUUUUCGCCUGGUGCGCUUUUAUCUGUAAAAUGAUAGCCUUAACUUAUUGCUCUUAUUGGUGGUUGUUACUUUAUUUAUUAUUUACUUUUAUUUUAAACUUCCAUUGUGCAUUGCAGGUUUCCGCUGCAAGCAUAUAUAGAUAUUUGUGCAUAUAUUUGUAAAUAUAUAUGUGCAUAAUUUAUUUGCAAUAAAAAUGACUGUUGCUAUUUGCUCGGCACUCAACUCUUCCCAUACACUUUUGGGUUCCCAGAGUUGUAAGGAAAAUUUUUGGUUGGAUGUGCAUAUGUAUGUGCAUACAUACUUGUAAAUUCGGGUUGUUGUUGUUGUAAAAAGACAAGCAUUUCUAUAAAUAGCGCAUAUUUCGAAAAUGUUAUAAUAGGUUCAAAAUCGAUUAUCUACUUUUUCGAGCUUAACUCCCAAUCCGUAAUUAAAAAGCGCGAUUACCCAUAAAAAAAUGGCUGCCGAAUUUCAUGAUUAUAAAAUAAUCUUAGAUUAUAAAUAUACUUUUUUCCGUGCAACUCUGUGUUUUCUGUGUAAUCGAUAAUUAUUAUUACGAAUGUAAUGUAAAAACUAAAUAAAAUGGACGUCGGCAAAGAGAAGAAGUUUGUAGGCAUAAUCCUAAUACAAUUUUUGUUCGAUAUUAGGUCUCUUCUAUUCGUCAUUUCCCCGCUCGCUAUCUGUAUGCUUGAUUAACUUGACGAAAAAUUUGCAUACGAAAGUAACAGCAAAGUUAUCGGACAAGAUUCGCCUCUAGCGUGUUUGGCUAUACCUCAUUAAACUGGUAUAACUCACUGUCUUACAAACACUUGUAAUUUAAGCAGCUCUAUUCCCACAUUGCCAUAUAUAUUCAUUUAUACCAGUUGCUUCAUCUAUUCGCCACUUGCUAACGCUUGGCAAAAAGAAGAGGCCUUUUAUUAAUUAUGCAUUCAUAUUGCAGAAAAAAGCUUGUGUUCAAAGACGCUUCGGUCUGUUAUUGCUUAUUAUAAAAUGGCACAUCGAAUUUCGCAUGCGUAUUGCUGCCAUACAUUUUUUGCAGCCUCAAUAGACGUCGCUUACGCAUUUGAUCCAACUGCCUAUUACUAGCAACAAAUUGCGAAAUUAAAUGAACUAACUAAAAUUAACUUCUGUUUGCCUCUAUUCAUAUCGUUGAUAAUAAUUAAACAGACCGAAAACACUGACAUAUUCCACCAAAGUAAUUUCUAUGAAGAAACACCCUUCAAAACAGUUGAAACAGUUGACAGCUGAUUGCCAAUUUUACAGCUAAUCUACCAUAUAUGAACGGAUAGAUUAAUUUUUUUUUAGAUUUAUUGCUAAACACUGCAUAUGUGAACGUACUUUUACUGAAGUGAAGUCGAAUAAAAAUCCGGCCAUACAGCUAACAUCAAGCCAACUACAUCAAACCGGCUAAUGGUGAUAGGUGGAACCCGACAGUCGUGCGAGCGAUUAAAAAUUGUUAAAAUGCUUUCCCACUUUCAUACAUUUUCCAAAGCACAAAUUGCGCAAAAAAGUUGUUAAUUUAAUUUCAAAUUAAAAUUUGUAAACGUAGCAUAAGCUUUGUUCCUACUUUGUUUAAAAAACAAACAACAAAAUAUUUUUUUAGUUAAUAAUUUGAUUAAUUUGAUUGGAUUUUAUCUGAAAUCCUUGAGAGC
Anastrepha obliqua is the source of this 4505-nucleotide messenger RNA. RefSeq lists its product as uncharacterized. The record is from RefSeq and is a predicted model, not a curated record. The transcript has 4 exons. Lineage: Eukaryota; Metazoa; Arthropoda; Insecta; Diptera; Tephritidae. The coding region runs from base 103 to 2031 and encodes 642 amino acids.